AUGUUUGGAAUGACUGGGCUUGCUUGGGAGCCACUACAGCGCCUCGAGACUUUCUCUGGAGCUAUGUCCAUUACCAAAGGAGAGUGGCAGGCUAAGAGAUCUGCAGUUCCGAUGGACAUCGAACUGGAUGGCUCUGGUCAGAACAUCCUGGACAAUGUGGGGUUCUGCAACAUGCUACAUCAAGUACUGCGUUUGGAGCCCGGUCAUCCAGAGGUCUACGAGAUCAACGAUUUCGCCGAUCGCAGCUUGCAGCCGCAGGAUGCAGAGAUGGUUGUGCACUACACGGACGGGAACGGCCGUGCCCGAGUGAAGGGUGGGGCAUCCCUGAAAGCAUCUCAAGCAUAUCCUGAUAUGUUCUUUGGCGUUGCCCCUUGA
Molecule: messenger RNA, 375 nt
Organism: Durusdinium trenchii
Lineage: Eukaryota; Dinophyceae; Suessiales; Symbiodiniaceae
Source: the annotation of a GenBank genome assembly